AUGGCUGCAGAAAUUAGAGCUCUAGAAGAGCAAGGAACAUGGAUACUUGAAAAACUUCCACAUGGGAAGAAAGCAUUAGGAAGCAAGUGGGUGUACACAGAAAAACGUGAUGAGUUCGAGACUGGAUUAUUAGGGGCGAAACCUGCAGAUUUUCCAAUGGAACAAAAUGAUAAAUUAGCUCUAGCAGAAGGCAAAGUAUUAGAUGAUGUGGAAAAUUAUAGACGGCUUGUUGGAUGUCUAAUUUACUUGUCUGUGACUAGGCCGGCAUACCUUGUUCACAUUUUAUCUCAGUUUAUGCAGAGUCCGAGAGAAGAGCAUUGGGAGGCCGCACUCCGUGUUGUGUGCUACUUGAAGAAGAAUCCGGGCCAAAGGAUACUUCUUCGUUCAGACAGUGAGCUAAGACUUGAAGGUUGGUGCGACUCUGAUUGGGUAAGUUGUCCUUUGACUAGGAGGUCGUUGACUGGUUGGUUUGUGUUACUUGGUUUCUCUCUUGUCUCUUGCAAAACCAAGAAACAACAUACAGUUUCUCGUUCCUCUGUGGAAGUGGAGUAUAGGUCGAUUGCUUCUGUGAUGUGUGAAUUAAAAUGGUUGAAGCAAUUAUUAGGCGAUUUGGGUGUUCAUCAUUCGCAGAGUAUGAAUUUAUUUUGUGAUAGUCAGUCAGCUCUGUAUAUUUCUCAAAACCUGGUAUUUCAUGAAAGGACGGAACAUAUUGAAGCGGAUAUUCAUUUUGUGAGAGAUGCAAUUAAGGACGGGUUGAUAUCACCGUCCUAUGUGCCUACGAAGAUGCAACUAGCAUAUAUUUUUACAAAAGCUUUAGGGAAAGCUUAA
Chenopodium quinoa (quinoa) is the source of this 828-nucleotide messenger RNA. RefSeq lists its product as uncharacterized. The record is from RefSeq and is a predicted model, not a curated record. Bases 1 to 828 code for a protein of 275 amino acids. Lineage: Eukaryota; Viridiplantae; Streptophyta; Magnoliopsida; Caryophyllales; Amaranthaceae. The transcript has 2 exons.